AUGGUUGCCACUUCGAGCAACGAAACGCAGCCCACGCAGAUGUUGCAGAACAUCCUCGGUGGUCCCCGCGUGCCCUCCACCACAUCCAACGCGGGCAGCCCCUUUGCCCGACGCGUCUCCCCGCGCCAGGCAGCGCCCACAGCGAGCGUCUACGUGAGCGACGAGACGCAGGGGGUGUACGAGUCGCAGAUCGGGGACGAGGACACGCAGUCGCAGAAGGAGAACGCGCCGAAGCGCCGGACGCUGACUUUGCCCAACACCCGCUCGCGCCCCAUCUCGCCCAUCAAGCCACCGCCGCGUGGCAAGAGGAACAAACCGUCGACGCCACAGGCAGACAAGUCCGUCGAAGACCACUCUUUGCCCCCACCACCCGUCUCCCGUGGUCGCAGCGAGCUCUCGGUCAUGGACCAGCUCGUGCUCAGCCCAAACGCGCCCGACGAGAGCAUGCUGCUUUCCCAGGGCGACGACUGGGACCAGCCUCAUCAGUCGCCUGUCCCCGUGCCGUCUCCCGUGACGCGCUUGUCGCCGCCCCGAGUCUCUUCACCACCCAUCGUCCUCUCCUCUCAGUCCCAAUCCCAGGAUUUUCAGGCCACGCAACCACUCAGCGCCCGACCUGAACUACCUCAGCCUCCGCCAGCACCACAGCCAGUACCGAUGCAUGCGCCCGGUCUGGAUCGGUACCGUGCUCAGCGCAAGCAGCGGCACGACGCCGUCUUUCCCAAGUUCGCCCCUCUUGCUGCGUCGCCGGUCGGAGAUGAGACCCAGCUUGGCGGUUCAGAUGGCAACACUCAACCGGCAAUUGGCUUCCAGUACUCGGACGCGGGCUCGACGCAACUGUUAGGUGGUGAUGGCGCCACCCAACAACUCGGCGAAACACAGCCGCUAGAGGAGGAGACGCAACCUGCGACACAACCGUACAGUGUCGCUCCCGACGAUGACGAACGUCAGGCAAAGGAGCGUGAUGUGCUCGACCUUUGGAACCACAUCCAAUCUCGCCAUGGGACGGGACAGUCCGCAGCGGAAGAUACCCAACCGCUAGAAGACGACAUUCUGAACGCUACACCAGGACAGAUACCCGGACUGGGUAGCACCCAAGUUCGGGCGGAGGGCGAGACGCAGAUGGAAGAAACGCAGGUCGAUCCCGUUCCUAGCUCGCGUAUAACGAGUGUACGCGAUCCUGGGCUGGAACUCUUCAACCUCCAAACCCGUGCCGCGAGCGCUGGACCGAGUACUCAACGCACCAACGACGUUGCCCCUCGCCAGCGCAACGCAAGCGGCCCCAUGCCAAUGCGUGACCUGGGCUUGGAGCUUCUCAACUCCAUCAACGAGAGUAAGAAGCAGCGUAGUGCGCCCCCUAGCGCGCGGACUGAGGCGGAGAUGGAGCCCGAGAGUAUGAACUCGGACGAGACUCGUGCAACACACGGCGGGUCAUCGCCUCAACGCGGCAGGCGCGACAGUGGCGAGUCGGACAUUGUCCCAGACUCGUUGGCAGGUUCCCUGCCUGCUCCUGCUACCAGCAGUAACGAACGUCCAAAGCGCACCAUGCCGACAUUGAUCAGUCCGGACUCGGAGUCGGAAGACGAUGUGCCGCUCUCCAAGCAGGUGGCCGCCAAGUCUCGCUCUGCUAGCCCACCCAACAAGCGGCGGCGUGUAGAGUCGUUGCCGGCGGUGCCCGAAGACAAGUCGCUGUCGAUGUCGGGCAUCCGCGCGCAGCAGAAGGGUAAAGGGCGCGAGGAAGAUGACGGUGAUGAGGUCCCGUCAUCUGUGCCGCACGAAGACAAGGACCAGACGCCUGCUCCUUCGCGCCUCAGCUCCAAGAACAAGGGCAAGGGCAAGGCAAAAGCACGGUCCACCUCCCGAUCUACCACCAGGACUACUCGCAGCAAGUCUGUGACGCCAGCACCCACCAGUGAUGGAUACGAUGCGAUUUUCGUUGGCUCGCUCUCCCCGCUGGGACCCUCACAGGACCCCAUCGACUUGAUCCCAAAGACUGAGAAGGGGCAACCUAUGGAGGUCGACGAAGAGGAAGAGGACGUCAAGCCACAGAUCUCGGCGAACUCUCGCAAGCGCAAGCGCUCUAACGCACCAGCGGCCCGCAAUACCCGCGCGAAGAGCGCCCGCGUUCCGUCCGGCACGCCCAAGGCAGGCCCCAGCCGUUUGCGCGGCACCGUUUCGACGGGACGGAGGCACGCUUCGGGAGAAGCAACACGUGUCUUUGCGUUGUGGAAGGCGACUGGAAGUUACUUCCCCGGCACGGUGCGCUCGCAAGAGGGGAGCUCGUAUUGGAUCGACUUCGACGAUGGCACCGACGCCCUCGUUCCGCUCGAGUGUCUGCGCCGCCUCGCACUACAGCCCGGUGACAAGGUCACGUUCAGCGAGGCCACUGCUGUUGUCGUAGCAGCUCUCGGCAGCGACAAGGAUGCCGCUGUUUCAGUGAAAUUCGUGACCGGCCAGGACAAGGAUGAGAAGGAGGAUACGACCGUCGGGUGCCUCGAGAUCCCCUCUCGCACCAUCAGCGCGCAAUGGCGUGAGCGCACGCUCUCGGCCGAGGAUAUUGUACCCAGCGUGCGUCCACACGGCGUACAGGACACCCCGACGCCCUCGCGCGCCAGUACACUCAACAACACCGACCACCUCUCCGGCAUCGCCUUCGUCAUCACGCUGUCCACUACUACCAAUCGCGACCAAGUUUUCACCGAUACGAAGAAGAUCGUCACGCGCCAUGGCGGCAAGCUCCUCGACGAGUGGUCGGACUUGUAUCAUAUACCUUGUGCGCCGGAGAGUGGCUCUGGGCGCAGUGCCGGACGAUGGACCUGGGAUCCAGCCAAGUUCGAGUUCAAGCCCAAGGUCGCGGCGCGCGGGGUGGAGAAAGUGUUUCUGAUCUCGGAUGAACCGUCGCAUAAGAUCAAGUACAUGAUGGCUCUCGCUUGGGGCGUACCAUGCUUGUCUAUUGACGCCAUUAAGGAUCCCGAGUUCAACCAGGUCUGGCACCGCUACCUUCUUCCCGCUGGCUUCUCGACCAAGCUCAACGCCAAAGUCUCUCAAUUGAUCGACUACGACUGGGGCGCGGACACGACGCACAUGUCCGACGUCAUGAACGCCAGCGUCGUUCAAACUCCCACCGUUGCGCUGCGUCCGUUCAAGGGCAAGCGUAUGCUUCUCGUUGGAGCGGAGUUCGUCAAGACUGGGAGGAAGACGAGCGGGAAUGCCAGCGAGGAGUAUGGCAUGCCGGAGAUCUUGCUUUGCGCGGGUGCGGCGCGCGUCGUCUCGGUGAAGGAUGUGCCGGCGCAGGUCAAUGGCUUCGACUUUAUCGUGCUUAAGGAUACGGCCGGAUAUGAUAAUGACGACAGGGAUGUGCCGUUCGUGUCGACGGCAUGGGUCAAGGACUGCAUCAUCUCCGGCCGGCUGCACGCGCCGUAG
Peniophora sp. CBMAI 1063 is the source of this 3420-nucleotide messenger RNA. The record is from the annotation of a GenBank genome assembly. NCBI's taxonomy places the organism in Eukaryota, Fungi, Basidiomycota, Agaricomycetes, Russulales, Peniophoraceae.